Mauremys mutica (yellowpond turtle) is the source of this 1116-nucleotide messenger RNA. Its product is annotated as fibrous sheath CABYR-binding protein-like. The record is from RefSeq and is a predicted model, not a curated record. Bases 475 to 1062 code for a protein of 195 amino acids. NCBI's taxonomy places the organism in Eukaryota, Metazoa, Chordata, Testudines, Geoemydidae. The transcript has a single exon.
UAUCGGGAGGAGAAAUUGCCUCAGCAGAGGGGAGGUGGGCAGGGGAGCAGGCAGGCUCGUUAAUGAGAGGCUGCUUCGAAGCCAGACUCAUGGCUGCUCCACACUCAGUUCCAGGAUGGAGCGAAAAAGGCAGAUGCUGAGGAGUAAGGCCGGGCAGGUGGCUCCAGAGUCGGCAGCAAACAUCAGCCUGCCCAGGAGGAGAGCGGCCCCUCUGUCCCCGCAGGCGGGGAAAAGGCUCGUGGCCAGGGGAAAGAGAGGAGCUGCAUCGCCUGCUGGAGGAGGAGGAAGACAGCAGCUCCCCUAGCUGACCCUGAGGCACCUUCUGGGCCGAAAUGGAGGUGGCCCCGGGUACAGCUGUGGAGGAGAGAGCCAGGGGAGGGCAGGAGCCGGGGAAGGCAGCUCUGGGGCUUCCUUCGCAGGAAGCCAAGGUGCCAGGAGCUGCGCCCCAGGGCCCAGCAGGAGCCGUCCAUCACCAUGGCAACUGAGGGGCCCUGUGCCAGCCCGACCCUGGCCCCCGAGGAGCCUCCCGCCAGCACCACCCUGGCCACGGAAGAGCCUCCCGCCAGAACCACCCUGGCCAUGGAAGAGCCUCCCGCCAGAACCACCCUGGCCCUGGAGGAGCCUCCCGCCAUUACCACACUGGACAUGGAGGAGCCUCCUGGCAGCCCCACCCUGGCCACGGAAGAGCCUCCCACCAUUACCACCCUGGCCACGGAAGAGCCUCCCACCAUUACCACCCUGGCCACGGAAGAGCCUCCCACCAUUACCACCCUGGCCACGGAGGAGCCUCCCGCCAGAACCACCCUGGCCAUGGAGGAGCCUCCCGCCAGCCCAGAAGAGGAGUUGAGCGACGGCGUGACAAACCCCAGCAGCUCCGCAUACUCCUGCGGGGCCAGCAGCUCCUCCGUGGGGUCUGGCAGCCCAGAGUUUCUAGGCUCCCUCUUUGGAGGUGAGGGGAGACCUAGGGGAAAGGGAGGAGGACUGGGGCGGUGGGGGACUAGUAACACCCUGUGCCCAUCGGCUCGCCAAGGAGCCGGGACUGACCCACGUGAGCCCCACUGACACCAGUGGGGGUGGCACAGCCACGCCCCAUGGCAGGGGAUGCUGGGCGGAGUC